This is a messenger RNA of Ailuropoda melanoleuca (giant panda), 2565 nucleotides long. It is a transcript of the gene SLC16A13, whose product is annotated as solute carrier family 16 member 13. The coding region runs from base 892 to 2169 and encodes 425 amino acids. The record is from RefSeq and is a predicted model, not a curated record. Lineage: Eukaryota; Metazoa; Chordata; Mammalia; Carnivora; Ursidae. The transcript has 4 exons. Gene Ontology annotation, molecular function: monocarboxylic acid transmembrane transporter activity. Gene Ontology annotation, biological process: transmembrane transport; monocarboxylic acid transport.
CAGACACGGACGCCAGCAGCCCAGCAGUCCGUUGCCCUGGUGUCUUCCUUGGCCCCUGAGCCCCUGGGGAUCCAGGCAUCUGGAUUCCAGUGUGCUCGGGCGCUAGGACAGGCAUUUCAUUUGCGUCUCAGCGCGGAGCCCCUAUGCUCACCCCGACCUGACCUUGCCACCGGGCCCCCCAUUCAGCAAGCGGGUGUCCUCCUCUCCUGAACCGGUUUACCCACCACCCACCCCCAUGAACUCCCUACGUGAGGGUCUUGGUGCGGGAAUCUGGACGCGUUGGCCGGUUAGGUGGACGGGAGACGCAACAGCCUUGGGGUAGGUCCCUACGUCACGUGGGGCCCAUCUAGUCGGCCUCCCGCGGUCCCCUCCUGACGCAUGCGCCCCACUCACUGUCCCGGUCCAGAACCGAGCUCUAAGCCCCGCCCUGCCCUUCUGGCUCCACCCCCGGCUCAGGAGUCCCGCUUCCCCACCCGCGAUCCGGGGACAGGGAUGACCGCCAGGAUAGACAGGUAGCUGACACUUGCAGAGAUAGGACGGAUAACCCGCACGGUGACCAGCGCGCUGCAGGGCGGGGGCCCAAACCCAGGGCCGCCUCCUGGCUCCAGGCUGAACGCCUCGACCCGCUGCGCGCAGCCCGCGGAGUCACGCCCCCGGGAGCCGCUGGCCCAGAGCCCGCCAGCUCUCCCCACCUAGGUCGCCCCGCCGGGGGAGAGGGGCCUCGCGCAGCCUCCCUGCCUCCCAGCCUCCCGGCCUCGUCGGUGCCUUCCUCUGCUGCAGCAGCCUGCCCUCCGCCGCGCGGCGGGGCGGCUCGGUGGGCAGAGGGGGAGGGUGCCGCGCCCCGCUCCCGCCCGGGCCGCACGGAGUGGCGGCAGCCCUGCUCCCUAGCCCAUGGCGCACAGGGCCGAGCCCCCCGACGGGGGCUGGGGGUGGAUGGUGGUGCUGUCCGCGUUCUUCCAGUCGGCGCUGGUGUUCGGGGUGCUCCGCUCUUUCGGCGUCUUCUUCGUGGAGUUGGUGGCGGCGUUUGAAGAGCGGGCGGCGCGUGUCUCCUGGAUCGCCUCCAUAGGGAUCGCCGUGCAGCAGUUUGGGAGUCCCGUGGGCAGUGCCCUGAGCACGAAGUACGGACCCAGGCCCGUGGUGAUGGCCGGGGGCAUCUUGGCUGCGUCGGGGAUGCUGCUCGCCUCUCUGGCUACUUCCUUGACUCACCUGUACCUCAGUAUUGGGCUGCUCUCAGGCUCUGGCUGGGCCUUGACCUUCACUCCGACCCUGGCUUGCCUGUCCCGUUACUUCUCUCGACGGCGAUCCCUGGCCACAGGGCUGGCACUGACUGGCGUGGGCCUCUCUUCCUUUGCCUUCGCCCCACUUUUCCAAUGGCUGGUCAGCCACUAUGCCUGGCGGGGGGCCCUACUGCUGGUGUCUGCCCUCUCCCUCCACCUGGUGGCCUGUGGUGCUCUCCUCCGCCCACUCUCCCUGAGGGAGGACCCUGGCACGGGCGGCCCUGGGGCCCAGCUUGCGUCCCUCCUGCAGCACGGCCCCUUCCUCCGUUACGCUGCCGCCCUUACGCUGAUCAACACUGGCUACUUCAUUCCCUACGUGCACCUGAUGGCCCACCUCCAGGACCUGGAUUGGGACCCGCUGUCUGCUGCCUUCCUACUCUCGGUCGUGGCUAUUUCUGACCUCGUGGGACGUGUGGCUUCUGGGUGGCUAGGAGAUGCAGUCCCAGGACCUGUGGCACGACUUCUGACACUCUGGACCACCCUGACUGGGGUGACACUGGCCCUGUUCCCCGUGGCUCGCACUCCCACGGCCCUGAUGGCUCUGGCCGUGGCCUAUGGCUUCACAUCAGGGGCCCUGACCCCGGUGGCCUUCUCCGUGUUGCCUGAACUGGUGGGGACUGGAAGGAUAUACUGUGGCCUGGGACUGGUACAGAUGGUUGAGAGCAUCGGGGGUCUGCUGGGGGCUCCUCUGUCAGGCUACCUCCGGGACGUGACAGGCAACUACACUGCAUCUUUCAUGGUGGCUGGGGCCUUCCUUCUUGCAGGGAGCGGCAUCCUCACCACUCUGCCUCACUUCUGCUCCUCGGCCUCCACCUCCAAGCCCCAGGACCUUGUCACAGAGGCAGUGGAUACCAAAGUCUCUCUGCCCAACGAAGCACUGGGACAGGACUGAACUGCAAAUCAGGGCCGUCAGACCCAGAAAGCCGGAGCUGGGCAGCUCCAGAUCGUCUCCUCCUGGCCUAGCCUGGUGCCCACAGAACCACAGUGCCUUAAGCAUCUUGAACGGCCUCCCCCCUAGGGCAGGCCUGGGGGGUCCUGCGAUGCAUGUACCAAGCCCUAGUAUUUUGUCGAGGACUCCUAUCUCUUCUUUGCUCCCACAGCCUUUUCCAAAGGACCCAGGAGCUCAGCCUGCUCCCCUGAGCUGUGAGUCAGCCGUGAAAACCAAAGGCCAAGAGACUUACUGUGUUUGACAUGUGAUCUCUAGUGCUGUCUACCAGCUUCCAUCCCUGCAGGCAGAUGUUUGGGAAAGGGGGAUACCCUUUUGAGAUAAAACUGAAUAAGGAAACUG